This is a messenger RNA of Eruca vesicaria subsp. sativa (arugula), 348 nucleotides long. The record is from the annotation of a GenBank genome assembly. Lineage: Eukaryota; Viridiplantae; Streptophyta; Magnoliopsida; Brassicales; Brassicaceae.
AUGACUCAUCCCCACGAGGAGUACAGACACAUGAAGGCCUUGAAGAGACACAACGACAUGCUUGGUUUCGUGGCUGAUGCGGAGUACGACGUCCCGACCAAGUGCCCGUGUGGUGGAGGUAUCAAUCCCGAGGUAUCUCUGUGUAACAUGUUUCCCAAUGAUUUUGAUACGCAACCUGGAAGGAGGUACUUCACCUGCAAAAACUUUGAGAAUGAUGGUCUACACUUCCGUACGCUGUGGGUGUUCGCGAUUGAGGACGAGGUUACGAAGUUAGUACGCCGUGUCGAAGAGAUGGCUGAGGAGAUUGAUCGCCUCAAGUCUCAGCUUUACCAACUCCACCAUCCAUGA